Messenger RNA from Penaeus vannamei (Pacific white shrimp), 1707 nucleotides. Its product is annotated as equilibrative nucleobase transporter 1. Lineage: Eukaryota; Metazoa; Arthropoda; Malacostraca; Decapoda; Penaeidae. Gene Ontology annotation, biological process: transmembrane transport. Gene Ontology annotation, molecular function: transmembrane transporter activity. The record is from RefSeq and is a predicted model, not a curated record.
UCAUACCCGGCCCGUAGCGCUUCCGAACUGCUUCUUAUCGCAUCGCCUUCCACGUUUUCUCCCUGUCAUUAGUAGCGCUGCAGAUACGGCCGGGGAUACACUGUCCUCUCCGUUCGGUUCGUCUCCAGAAGAUUCGUACGAGCCCGCCGCCGCCCCCGGAGAUGGCCGUGCUGUGCGCUCAACCCCCGUCCAUCGGGGCGAUGCUGACGUGGCACCGGAGGCUGGUGUUCCUGGUGGGGAUUUUCGAGACGAUGGUCUGGUCGGGCACGAUCUUCGGGUGGGCGUCCCUGGUCCACGUGCUGAAGACCAUGGGCGUGUACAGCCACUUGUGCAAGGAGUCUCUGCACCAAGUCUACUCCCUGUCCAGCAACGCCACGCGGGAGGUCGACGAUACGAUGCUGGUGCUGAAGGACUCGACGAAGCUGGCGUGCAGUAGCCAGGACCAGCAAUUCGCCCUCAUAUACACCGUCGCGUGCGUGUUGUAUUCCAUCCCCGGCAUCCUCCUCGGCUACUGCCUCCACCACUUCGGCCUCGCCGUCACCCGCGUCCUGGGGGGCCUGCUGAUCUCCUCGGGCUUCGUCCUCCUGGCGCUCACCACUGCGGAUUCCCCGUCCUACCUAUGGGGCGCCGCCAUUUUCCUUUCCAUUGGCGGGAACAUCAUCCGAAUGGCUGGACUGCAACUUGGGAAUCUAUUUCCCGAACGCCGGAACACCGCCAUGGCGAUCAUCAGCGGGAUGUUCACGCCCUCUGCCGGGAUGUUUAUCAUAUUACAGUAUGCUCGUGAAGCCGGAUUGCCUUGGGUGUACAUCUGUGCAGGCUUUGCUGGUGUUGCUUCCUUUAUCCUCCUAUUCACGCCCUUGAUGCCCCGCCACCAUGUACCUUACACUGACGAAAUAGAGACGAAGGACGAAGUGAAGGACGAGAAAGCAGACAUGAAACCGGUGCGGGAGAGCAUAUUCUCGUGGUCCAACACCUUCCACACUUACUGGGUCUUCUCCAACAUGUUCUGCGUCGUGUUGUUCAGCACUUACUUCAACUCGUGGGUUAACAAGUUCUCGGAGACUACGGAGGAAGCGGCGCACUAUUCUCGCAUGUACGGGUAUGCCAACAUGCUGUGCUUCUUCGUUUCACCUCUGCCUGGCCUCCUGGUCGAUGCCAUCGCUACAAGGUUCCAGAAAGGAAAGACCGGCUUAGAGAAGCACAUCGCCUCCGUCCAAGCCACAAUAAUCCCCAUGAUCUUAGUAACGUUAACAGUCACCGUCCAGCUGGGUAGCCUCAUGUUCCAGGGACCGGCGGCUGUGUAUAUAGGCCUAGUGUGCUUAAGUAUCAACAGACCUUCUUGCCUGGCUGUCGGCAAUCCAUUGAUCAGGAUAAGAUUUCCAGUAGAACACUUCAACCGCGUGGUCGGGUUCCAGGGCACGGCAGUCGCUCUCCUGACGCUGCUCCAGUACCCGCACUUCACCUGGGUGCAGUACCAACAUACCAUUGCCUUCGCAGUGACGCUGUUCGCCCUCUCCUUGAACCUGACUCACCCUCUCCACCUGUGCAGCAAGAAGUACCUGUCGAGGGUCUUGUCCUUCGACCAAUCUCAUUCUCAGGAAAAGCCAACCAAAGUGUGAAUGCCAUCCCGGUGCACUUGUUAUGUUUAAAGUCUUAGAGUUUAUAUUUAAUAGAGAGAACAAAUGAUUAUAUUUUAUGAAGCGAAAA